Suillus fuscotomentosus is the source of this 525-nucleotide messenger RNA. Its product is annotated as DUF298-domain-containing protein. The transcript is spliced from 6 exons. Gene Ontology annotation, molecular function: ubiquitin-like protein binding; cullin family protein binding; ubiquitin conjugating enzyme binding. The record is from RefSeq and is a predicted model, not a curated record. Gene Ontology annotation, biological process: positive regulation of ubiquitin-protein transferase activity; protein neddylation. The annotation marks the transcript as partial. Lineage: Eukaryota; Fungi; Basidiomycota; Agaricomycetes; Boletales; Suillaceae. Gene Ontology annotation, cellular component: ubiquitin ligase complex.
AGAAUCUCCUCAUUACCAGUUCUAGCUCAAGCCUUGCGAGAGCUUGAAGACCUUCUUAUUCGUGAUAAGGAGGCGCUUACUCGCUCGGCUUCUGCCUCCAGUCAAGCGAAGAAGCGUGGCGGUGCGAGCACAAAAGAGCCCUACAACCGAACUCGUUACAGAGAGUAUGCUUCUGACCGCAAGGCUGCUUUCGCAGAUCUCUAUCAGUUUUGCUUCACACUUGCGAAGCCACCACAAGCACGAAACAUCGACUUAGAGACAGCUAUGGCGCUGUGGUCAGUACUCCUUGCUCCACGAUAUCCAAUAGUCAACGAUCUGAUCACCUUCUUGCCUGUGAAAGGCACAUAUAAAGGUGCAAACAAGGACAUUUGGAAUAUGGUCCACGAGUUCUGCCGCGUUGUGGACCCUUCCUUGUCUAAUUACGAGGCUGAUGGGGCUUGGCCAUCAUUACUCGAUGACUUCGUUGCAUGGAUGAAGAGCAAAACAGAUGAUGGCGCGGAGGCUGUUCCGGCUAAGGAGAAAUAA